Molecule: messenger RNA, 450 nt
Organism: Brenthis ino (lesser marbled fritillary)
Lineage: Eukaryota; Metazoa; Arthropoda; Insecta; Lepidoptera; Nymphalidae
Source: the annotation of a GenBank genome assembly
AUGGGAAUAAGAUUAAUUCUCCUGCUUGGACUUCUAAUAGGAGUGCUCUAUUGUCUUCAUAUUCUCGCUCAAGACUAUCAAGCUAUAUCAGCUCCUAAACUGCUUCGUUUUCUCUUCAAGCGAGAUAUAAACUCUACUGGAUCUAAGCCUACAGUGAGAUGGAAAAAGAUAUUAAAGUAUGACCCAAUACAAUGUGCCCGGUACCUCUAUUGUGAUCUAGGGGCACGUCUGCCAGACAAUGAGCUGAGACGAGGCUUCAUCUACAUGCUGACCUUAGGCGUCAAAGAAGAGGAUAAAAUAGCUCAAGAGGUGUUCAAGACUGCAUACUACGAAGGAAAGUUAUAUCGUUCAGAAUAUUGCGCCAAGACAUAUUGGAUGUGUCCAUUUAAAGCUUCCAUGUUGCUUGAUUUGGUGCGCUACUUGUUACAAAAAAGUGAUCAUGAGAAUGCA